Molecule: messenger RNA, 2706 nt
Organism: Naegleria fowleri
Lineage: Eukaryota; Heterolobosea; Eutetramitea; Acrasida; Naegleriidae
Exons: 1
Coding region: 1-2706 (901 amino acids)
Source: RefSeq, a predicted model, not a curated record
AUGCCAUCUGCCGCCAAACAAUACACACUCUUCACAAAGAGUGAAAAAGUUGUUAAAAUUGCUGUCAAGCAAAAUCUCUGUUUGUUUUUAAUUGUCGGAGAUCAAGUUUUUGAUGUGAACAAGGAAUUUUCAAGUGAUCAGAAGCUUAACUUUACUUCACCAGCAACCAAUGAUUCUCCAUUCGUGUCCGUUUCUCUAUAUCGAUUGGAUGAAGAACAUUUUUCUGGUCGAAUUACUGUGGACACUGAGGACUUCCAAGUCAUUCCACCACUCACCUCCUCGUACAAGCUUUACAUCACCACUGAAGAGUAUGAUGCAAAUAAGCACGACGCCGUUGACGUGGCUGCAAGUACUUUAUGGAAAACUUUGAAAAUUGUCUCUCAUGUCGAUUCCCAUAAUCAGAUUGGACUUGCAUAUACACUCAAUGAAGAAGUUGUCGAGUUGGCCAUCACAAGAGAUUCUCUCGUGUAUCGUCUUGUCAAUGAAGAUGUCUCACAAAAGCAGAAUCCAGAUGUCAUUACCAACUUUAAUUUGCAUUUCAAUGAAACUGCUGAUCACUUGUAUGGAUAUUUCAAGAGAAAUUCAAGUGAUAAACUCUUUGUCAUGAAAGGAAUCUUGGAUGGAAAGUUUGAAAAGCCAAAGCAAUACAACAGCGGAGAUGCGAAACUCUCUGUAGAAGACUUGUUGAGCUUAUCUCCUCUCUUUAAGGAUCAAGAUAAAUAUGUUGAUAAGGCUCAAAUAUAUGCCAGUGAUGGAUUUAUGACCUUAAUGUUGUACUGCAUGAAAGAAGAUUGGAGAAAAUUCUUUUUUGGAAAGAACGACAAACCCUAUCUCGACAAUGAACUUCGAAAUAUUUUGAAUACCAAUAUUCAGGGAGAAGAAACUGCAGAGCAGUUUUAUGCCAAGUAUGCAGUUCCAUACAUUGCACAUGUUGUCUAUAAUUCAAAGAAUAGAGACUCUGCAACCGACAGUGUUGAUAUUAAGAGAGUGCAAGCCUUCCUUGAUAAAGGAUGUGGUUAUGAUCCUAACUAUGUCCACCAGACCAAUCUCCUCUACAGAUACGGUUACAUGAAAGCUGUGUCUAAAAUGCAGGCCUAUCUCGAUGAUCAAAAAGCAAGAGGAUCAGCAUUCUGGGCACAACAAAUGUUAACAACAUUGAAACAACCUCAUGUCAUUAUUGAGCUCAUUGGCAUGUUGGAAAAUGUGACAUCUUUUCAAGAUGAAAUUCAACAAAAGCUCAACUCAUGGAUUUUUAAAAUGAACAUUCUGGAUCCUUCAACAGCAUGUUCCAAAGAGCUGACCAUGUACAUGGUUUCUGGAAUGCUUGAUCGAAUCAUCUCUCAUCAUUUUAUUAAUUCGUUGGAUGAUGACAUGAAUCUGACCACCAUUCCUGGAAAUGAAUUUAUCGAAAGAUUUUUACAAGCUCUCGACAACUCUGCUGAUCACUUGGUAGAUGAACAAUUGGUACAACAAGCAUUGAGAGAACUCACUCAGCAAGCUCGACAAAAGUACGAAUUAUCUAUUGCCUUGUAUCAAUUCUCAUGUGUCAUUGGAGCAGCCCAAAAAUUCAUCAAAGAUGACGCUUUGCUGGCAGAAAAAUUGGCACAGCUCUCGAAAAAGUCUUCCUUUCAUGAAUUUAUUUUCAGUCGAAUUCCUGCCUCUCGCAUGAAAAUGUUUUGCUCCAUGUUGAGUUUCGCUGCUGGUAUUGUGUCAAGUGUUUUACUUGGAAUGUUUGGAGACUUUAACAGUUUGUCUUUGGAGCAAAAAAUCAUUACUGUCACAACUUUGGUCACCUUCAUGCUUAAAGAUGCCUUGAAGCCUCUCGUACAAGGAGUUGAUAAGAUCUUUAGAUAUUCCUUGGGUUUCUGGGAACGUUUCGCAAACAGAAUGGUGUUGUUAAACACUAAACCAUUUGUUCAAGCAUUGGGAACUUUUUUAAGUAAGGCUGUAAAGACUUUGACGACAUUAUGGACAAAGAUCUCAGCCUUCUUAUUCAAGGCACUUAAAAUGUUAUCCAGAGUUUGUCAAUUCAUUUUACAAGUAUUAGCAAUUGCAAUGUCAGUGUUUGAUUUAUUAGAUUCAAUCAAAGCAGGUGAUACUUGGGGAAUCGCUUUGAAUGCAAUAAUGAUUGGUGCUGCUGUUGGUGAACUCAUUGCCAUGUUUAUUGGACUAUUUGUGUCAUCAAUGGCACUUUCAGUCAUUGGAGCAAUAUUUAUUGUCAUUGGAGUCAUUGCUUUAUUGAUUGAUAUAUUCAGACCAAGGGAAACAGAAGUUCACAAGUUUGUAUUUUCUGAUGAAAUGUCUUUAUGGAGAUUGCAAGAUCGAAGCGAGAUGGAGAUGUGGAUGUCUUUUGAGGAAGAUUCACAUUUAAUAUCGAAGAAAGGUGGUUAUCAAUUAAAUUUAGUCAGGAAUGGUCUCAGAGUGGUCAACCAUCAUCACACCUCUCAGAUUAUUUGGAAUAUUGAGCUUAAUGGAACUAAAGCAGACAAACAGGUUGUACUUAAUAUUUCAGACAAGAAGGUUUCAAUUUUUGAUACAGAUUCCACUGAAUAUCGUAUACUGUAUUUUACCAACGAAUUCACAUCUCAACAAAUGCCUCUGUUCUUGUGUUUGAACGAAGAUGGCUCACUCUCAGUGAGAACAAAGGACUCCUCUCAAAAUUAUGCAUUAACAUAUGAAACAUUGAAGGUCGUUGCCAAUAACUAA